AUCGGUGGUACCGACGGCUCUGAAUAUUUAAGCUCAUGUCACUGCUUCAACGCUGUUACGAAGAAAUGUCGCGAGGUGGCGCCUAUGAAUGUCCGGAGACGCAAUUUAAGUGUGGCAGUUCUGCGAGGUGCAGUGUACGCCAUGGGCGGUUUCGAUGAACAUCGGGAUCACAGAACGGCUGAAAGAUACGACAGCAAGACGAACCAGUGGUCGUGGAUCGCUCCCAUGAAUACAGCGCGAUCCAAUGCAUGUGCUGCUUUGCUGAAUGACAAAAUAUACUUCGCUGGUGGAUGUGAUGGUUACAAUGUCCUAGACUCGGUGGAAGUUUAUCACCCGGACACCAACCGAUGGACGUUCGUUGCACCAAUGAUUACUGGACGUGCCAAUUUUUCUUUCGUCGCCUUCAACGCCUGUCUGUACGCUCUAGGAGGACACAACACGACAUCAUCCGAGCUCAGUACCGAAAAGUAUGACCCUACAGAAAACAAGUGGACCAAGAUCCCUAGCAUGGACGCCUAUUCAAGUGACUUAAACGCAGAAGUGAUGAACGAUAAGAUCUUCGUCAUCGGCGGAUAUUACGAAGCGAACAACUUCGGUGUCAAAUGUUUCAAUGACAAGGAAAAUCGAUGGUACCAGUUGCCAAACAUGAAUGUUUUUAGAUGCUUGCUGUCGAUUUGUGUCAUCAAGAACUUACCGAAUGCAAGCGAUUACUCCUAAAACAAUCCGAUUGGUAGCCUGUUCGGAUGUUUUCUUAUGUUUCUUAGCACUAGAACUUAGCAUUUAAAUGACCCGGGCCUGCGCGCAAACUGAAGAACGGUUCGUUUAAGUGCUAAGUGCUAAAUGCCAAGAAACGUAAAAAAAAAUUUGAUUGGGAAAAUCAGCGGCUUCCUGAAGAGGAUUCGCGCGGAGUCGGCCUGCGGGAUCGUGGCCCGGAUGAAGGGAGACAUCGUGACUCUGGUGCCUGAUACGACGACGGAUUCCGGGCCACUGUCAGGGUGCUGCGAUCCCUCGGUGAGAGCGAGGGUGUGAGUUUUCACAACAUUCUCUCUUCCCGAGGAUCGGUGCGUGCAACUGUUAAUUAAAAAUUUGGGCGCGCGCAUACCCGAGGCUGAGAUCCGCGAGGAGCUGGCUGCCAUGCACAUUGACAUGCAGGGGGUCAUUCAACUCCGAUUGAUGCGCCGGGUCAUGGACCAGGACGGUGACCGUCCCCUCACUUUAUUGUGUCGGUAGCACGGGGCCCCGACGUGGGAAAGGUGCGUGCUGUAACCAAGAUCUGCGGCCUGCGGGUCACCGAAGGGGCCCAUGCAGUGCAAGCGGUGCCAACGCUUCGGGCACACGCAGCGGAACUGCGGCUAUGCACCCAUGUGCGUGGCCUGCGGGGA
Zootermopsis nevadensis is the source of this 1382-nucleotide messenger RNA. RefSeq lists its product as uncharacterized. Gene Ontology annotation, molecular function: protein binding. NCBI's taxonomy places the organism in Eukaryota, Metazoa, Arthropoda, Insecta, Blattodea, Termopsidae. The record is from RefSeq and is a predicted model, not a curated record.